Messenger RNA from Tripterygium wilfordii, 1439 nucleotides. Its product is annotated as actin. The coding region runs from base 163 to 1296 and encodes 377 amino acids. Lineage: Eukaryota; Viridiplantae; Streptophyta; Magnoliopsida; Celastrales; Celastraceae. The record is from RefSeq and is a predicted model, not a curated record. The transcript has 5 exons. Gene Ontology annotation, cellular component: cytoplasm.
CUUUAGACAUUCCGGAUAAACUGGAAAAUUGAUAUAUAACAAGCGAAUUUCAUUUGUAUUGGAGUUUCAUUUGAGCGUGGUUUCAUUUUCAUUUCGUAAUUUUUGAACCGAAGGGCGGGCAGCCAGUCGUGGACGCCAAAUCUAGGGUUUCUCAGGUGAAAGAUGGCUGAUGCUGAGGAUAUUCAACCACUUGUUUGCGAUAAUGGGACUGGAAUGGUUAAGGCUGGAUUUGCUGGAGAUGAUGCUCCAAGGGCUGUGUUUCCUAGCAUUGUUGGUCGCCCACGUCACACAGGUGUGAUGGUUGGCAUGGGCCAAAAGGAUGCGUAUGUUGGUGAUGAAGCUCAGUCUAAACGUGGUAUUUUAACUCUAAAGUACCCUAUUGAGCAUGGUAUUGUGAGCAACUGGGAUGACAUGGAGAAGAUCUGGCAUCACACUUUCUACAAUGAACUUCGUGUGGCCCCAGAAGAACACCCAGUUCUGCUAACAGAAGCACCUCUCAACCCAAAGGCUAAUCGUGAGAAAAUGACCCAAAUCAUGUUUGAGACCUUCAAUGCCCCUGCUAUGUAUGUUGCCAUUCAGGCAGUUCUUUCCCUCUAUGCUAGUGGCCGUACAACUGGUAUUGUUCUCGACUCUGGAGAUGGUGUAAGCCACACUGUCCCAAUUUAUGAGGGGUAUGCACUCCCACAUGCUAUCCUCCGUCUAGACCUAGCAGGUCGCGACCUUACUGAUGCCCUCAUGAAAAUACUGACCGAACGUGGCUACUCCUUCACCACCACGGCAGAGCGUGAAAUUGUGAGAGAUAUGAAGGAGAAGUUAGCAUAUAUUGCUCUUGAUUAUGAGCAAGAGCUAGAGACUGCUAAGACUAGUUCUUCUGUUGAGAAGAGCUAUGAGUUGCCUGACGGACAGGUGAUCACCAUUGGUGCUGAGCGUUUCCGUUGUCCGGAAGUCCUUUUCCAGCCAUCCAUGAUUGGGAUGGAAUCUGCAGGCAUUCAUGAAACCACAUACAACUCCAUCAUGAAGUGCGAUGUUGAUAUUAGGAAGGAUUUGUAUGGAAACAUUGUCCUCAGUGGUGGAUCUACCAUGUUUCCAGGCAUUGCUGACCGAAUGAGUAAAGAAAUCACUGCUCUGGCACCAAGUAGCAUGAAAAUUAAGGUGGUGGCUCCUCCUGAGAGAAAGUAUAGUGUCUGGAUUGGAGGCUCCAUCCUAGCAUCUCUCAGUACUUUCCAGCAGAUGUGGAUUGCGAAGGCAGAGUAUGAUGAAUCUGGCCCAUCCAUUGUGCACAGGAAGUGCUUCUAAUUUUAUUAGUGUGGAAGAGGCGGAAGAGUACUUUAUGUUGGCAAAGCAAUUGCAGCUCGUAAGUUUUUCUCUCUACCUUUAUUUCUCUUCUUUUUUCACCCCUCCUUUUUGUGUUAUUUAUCAUGAUUUUCAGUCAGCAGUUG